GCCAGCAUCACAGGAAUGGGGAAUAAAAGCAAUUAAAAAAAUCUAUCCUUUGGUUAUUAAAUUGUAGUAUGACAAUAAACGCUCGAUCCAUAGUCCAUACCUUGCCACACCAGUGUAAAAAUUAAGAUGAUCCCAUGUGUAUUGAGAUUGGAGAAGGAACAUUUUCAGUACUCAGUCAAACACCAUAGUUGUAUUUUACUUUGCACAUAACUUUCUAAUCAUAUCCCAUCAAUUUUUUUCUUUUCUUUGUGUUACCACUUGGUAGUAAAGCAUUGUUGCUAUUGAUUCUGAUAUGGAAAAUAGGGAAGAGAGCAUAUGUAUCAUUGGAGCUGGAAUCAGUGGCCUUCUUGCCUGCAAAUAUGUACUCUCAAAGGGGUUUUCUCCAGUAGUUUUUGAGUCUUCCAGCUCCAUUGGUGGAGUAUGGACUAAAACAAUUGGAAUCACAAAGCUCCAAACUCCCAAACCAAUCUUCCAGUUCUCAGAUUUCCCCUGGUCACCUUCUGUUGAUACAGAUUUCCCUACCUCAAAUCAAGUCUUGGACUACAUCCAAUCCUACACGAAACACUUCGAUUUAUACCCUUACAUCAGGUUCAACACUAAGGUGUUGAGGCUGAGGUUUGAAACACCAGAUGAAAAGACACAACCAACCUUGGACUCUGGCGAACUAUUCCGCAAUAAAGGAACAUGGAUGGUGACCGUUCAAAAUAAUGAAACGGGUUCUACUGAGAUCAUCCGAUUCAAGUAUGUAAUACUGUGUGUUGGUCGAUUUAGUGGUGAGCCAAAUGUGCCUGAAUUUCCAGCAGGUAAAGGGCCUGAAGCUUUUCAGGGAAAAGUAAUACAUUCAAUGGAAUACUCAAACAUGGAUGAUGCCGAUGCUGCUGAAUUCAUCAAAGGGAAGAGUGUUGCAGUUGUGGGAUUCCAGAAAUCUGCCCUGGAUAUCGCGAUGGAGUGCUCCACCGCCAAUGGACUGGAUCAUCCAUGUACUGUCUUGUACAGGACAAAGCACUGGACCGUACCUGAUUACCUUCCAUGGGGUAUCCCAUUGGCAUUUCUGUACUUGAGCCGUUUCUCUGAGCUCUUAGUUCAUAAACCCGACGAAGGAUUCUUGUUAAGUAUCCUGGCAACUUUUCUUUCACCCUUGAGAUGGAUAUUUUCCAAAUUUGUGGAAAGCGACAUCAAGAAUAAGUUGAGGCUUACCAAAUUUGGAAUGGUGCCUGAGCACAGUUUCCUGAACGAAAUGAACUCUUGCUUGAUCUCCACCGUGCCUGAUGGGUUUUACAACCGGGUUGAAAGUGGAAGCAUCAACCUAAAAAACGCUCCCACUUUCGGUUUCUGUAAAAAUGGAAUAUUGGUUGGCAAUGGCAAAGAUCAGGAAGCAGAGAAAGUGGUGGAAGCAGACAUUGUGAUACUUUGCACAGGGUUUAGGGGCAUCCACAAGCUCAAACACAUCUUUGAGUCUACCAUUUUCCAGGAUUACAUUGCCGGAUCAAAUGAUGCUGCAGUUCCUUUGUACAGGUACUGAUUUUUUUCAUCAAUGUAAAAAUUUCUCGGUGAAUUCACCAUUUUAAACACAGGAUUAGUGAGACUGGUCAGGGAAAAAAAAAAUUCUUAUCGUUGUGGAGGUAUUGUCGUAUUGAUUAACAUGUGUCGGGAUCAUCAGGGAGUGCAUUCACCCUAAGAUUCCAAACCUAGCGGUUGUUGGAUUCUCAGAAAGCCUUUCGAAUCUAUAUACAUCGGAGAUAAGGAGCCGAUGGGUGGCAGAGCUCCUCCACGGCACGUUCAAGCUACCAAGUGUUCAAGAAAUGGAGAGAGAUAUAGCUGCUUGGGACAAUUUCAAGAAGAAAUACUCAGGAAAAUACUACAGAAGAUCAUGCAUUGGUGCCUUGCAUAUAUGGUACAAUGAUCAGUUGUGCAAAGACAUGGGUUGGAAUCCUCAUAGGAAGAAGGGCUUUCUUGCUGAUCUAUUCUUGCCUUAUGGCCCCCUUGAUUACACCACAAACGAGCAUGGCCAUUAAUCUCCGAGGAGUGAUGCUUCCCAUUCGACAAAUUUCUCGCAAAUCCAUUAUGUGGGGUCGAUUAUAUAGCUCAUAUGCUAUCAUUCUAGUUUGGAAAAACAUAUUACACGUUCAGAAAAUAAUAAAGUAUUUUUGUGUGUGUAGGAAACCGAUGCUUCCUACAACUUCUUUUGUUUCAAAUUGGCAAGUAAUGGUAAAGGACACUGAUGCUAUGAAGCCUUGAAUUUCUAUGUCAGGUAUUGGAUACAGUUUUGUCUUCUGGAAAAAAUUCAGUGCAUUCUCAUUUGUUCUGUUGCUCUACAAAUGGAGUAAAUAUUCGCUUGAUUAGUGCAAUAAUAUAUGUGACA
Molecule: messenger RNA, 2362 nt
Organism: Oldenlandia corymbosa var. corymbosa
Lineage: Eukaryota; Viridiplantae; Streptophyta; Magnoliopsida; Gentianales; Rubiaceae
Source: the annotation of a GenBank genome assembly